GAGUCGAGAGAGCACUAAAGCUUGCUUCCUCAGCGAGUCUUUUACUUGGGCUUUAUCUGUUUCUUUCGUUCUCUCUGCGAACGAUAUCGUCGAGAGUGUUGAUCGGAGAAUCGAACGAGGAAUCGAAAUCUUCGUGGGCGUGAAGCUUUUAGAAGAUGAAGGUUUUCGUCAAAACUUUGAAGGGAACCCACUUCGAGAUCGAUGUUAAACCUGAAGAUACGGUGACCGAUGUUAAGAAAAAUAUAGAGACAGUGCAGGGUUCGGAUGUUUACCCUGCUGAACAGCUGAUGGUCAUUCAUCAAGGGAAAGUUCUCAAAGAUACUACAACGCUGGAGGAAAAUAAAAUUGUUGAAAACAGUUUUAUUGUUGUCAUGUUAAACAAGAAUAAGGUUUCAUCAACUGGAGCCUCAACUGCAGCAGUUGCACCUACGGUUCAGGCUCCACCAAGUUCUGCUCCUCCCACAGCAACACAACCAUCAGUUACAUCUCAGGCUCCUGCUCCGUCUCCUGCUCCUGCUCCUGCUCCUGUUGUAACAUCUACACAGACAGCCCCUGAACAUACUCCUGCUGCUGCUGCUCCCCCAGUUUCUUCAGAUGCAGAUGCCUAUGGCCAAGCAGCAUCAAACCUUGUCGGAGGAAGUAAUUUAGAGUCUACGAUUCAACAGAUUCUUGAUAUGGGUGGAGGAAGUUGGGAUCGAGAUACUGUUAUUCGUGCUCUACGUGCUGCAUUUAACAAUCCUGAAAGAGCUGUUGAAUAUCUAUAUUCUGGCAUACCUGAGCAAGCUGAAGCGCCACCAGUAGCUCAAGCUCCUGCUGCUGCGAGUCCUCUGGCCCAGGCUCAACAACCAGCAGCACUUCCUACUAGUGGUGCACCUGCUACUGGUCCCAAUGCAAACCCCCUAGAUUUAUUCCCGCAGGGACUACCAAAUAUGGGUACAAAUGCAAGUGCCGGAACCUUGGAUUUCCUACGCAACAGCCAACAGUUCCAAGCAUUGCGAGCUAUGGUACAAGCAAACCCACAGAUCUUGCAGCCUACACUUCAGGAGCUUGGCAGGCAGAAUCCACAUCUGAUGCAGCUCAUUCAAGAGCACCAGGCAGAUUUCUUACGACUGAUAAAUGAACCUGUUGUUGAGGGAGAAGGCAAUAUAUUGGGUCAAUUGGCAUCAGCAAUGCCACAGGCAGUGACAGUCACCCCUGAGGAGCGAGAGGCAAUUGAACGCCUUGAAGCUAUGGGUUUUGAUCGUGCUAUAGUAUUGGAGGUGUUCUUUGCUUGCAACAAGAAUGAAGAGCUGGCAGCCAACUAUCUGUUAGAUCACAUGCACGAGUUUGAGGAAUGAUCAAAGCGUCUUACCUGAUUUUUCUUGGCUUUUCCUCUAGUUUCCUUGUCUUGUAUCUUGACUUUCUCCUCUUUGAUCAACUCGGGUGAAUUUAGCUAUAUCAUUCCCCCCUGUUAUCCCAGCAUUCUGUCUUGUGGAGUUUGGAGCAGAUUGUCAAGAUGUUCAUGUCAUUAGAUCUCUUCUUUUUAUGGUUUAAUUUGUCUAAAUGUCGAUUACCAUAGAUACAUGAUUCCCUGUCGGAAUAUUAUAUUCAUGGCUUCUUUUCCCUCCACUUGGACUUUUGUUCCCAAUAGUUUCGGUAGCUCAUGAAAUAGAUCAAGCUAUUUGUAUUGGA
Molecule: messenger RNA, 1671 nt
Organism: Tripterygium wilfordii
Lineage: Eukaryota; Viridiplantae; Streptophyta; Magnoliopsida; Celastrales; Celastraceae
Product: ubiquitin receptor RAD23c-like
Exons: 12
Coding region: 156-1337 (393 amino acids)
Biological process (GO): proteasome-mediated ubiquitin-dependent protein catabolic process; nucleotide-excision repair
Cellular component (GO): nucleoplasm; cytosol
Molecular function (GO): ubiquitin binding; damaged DNA binding; proteasome binding
Source: RefSeq, a predicted model, not a curated record